This is a messenger RNA of Rhagoletis pomonella (apple maggot), 483 nucleotides long. Its product is annotated as insoluble matrix shell protein 4-like. The coding region runs from base 1 to 483 and encodes 160 amino acids. The transcript has 3 exons. The record is from RefSeq and is a predicted model, not a curated record. NCBI's taxonomy places the organism in Eukaryota, Metazoa, Arthropoda, Insecta, Diptera, Tephritidae.
AUGUCGCCAAAACAGAAACUAUAUAGCGAUAAUGGAAAUGGCAAUGGCAAUGGUAAUGGUAAUAAUAAAAGUAAUGGUAAUUGCAAUAGUAAUGGUAACGGUAAUUGUAAUAGUAAUGGUAAUGGUAGUAGUCAUAAUAUUGGUAAUGGUAAUUUAUAUGGUAAUUGUAAUGGUAACAGUAGUAGUAGUGGUAAUAGUCAUAGCAAUGGUAAUUGUAAUGCCAAUGGUAAUGGAACUGAUAAUUGCAAUGGCAAUAAUGACGGUAUUGGUAUUGGUAAUGUUAUGUUGACACUCAUAUUCAUACCCAUACGCUUACUAAUACGCAUACUCACGCAUAUACUCAUACUCAUAUUCAUGCUCACAUUCACAAUCAAUCCCACUACAGUUACUAAUUCGGAUACUAAGCCGCAUACUCAUAUUCAUACCCAUACUCAUACUUAUAUUCAUGCUCACAUUCACAAUCAAUCCCACUACACUUACUAA